AGCACGCGGAUAUAUCGCCGUGUCGUUAUAAAAUGUAUAUUAUAAUUUGCCGAGGCUGCAUUGUUUCAUCACAACGCUAACAGAGCAUGUUUAUCUUCAUGGUAUCUGGCACGGACCCUCCAGCGUCUCCUCUGUUCUCUCAUGAUCACUCUCAUCGUUCAUCUUGUCCAUUCAUUGAAACGAUCUCUCGUCGUUGCUUUCGUAUCAUCUCCCUCUCCCCUAACACAAUGGAACGUCUUUUGAGGCUGGCGCAACGGUUGUCGACCACAACUACUGGUACGGAGAAGCGCGCCGUACACAUAUGCAAAACAAUUUCGAACGAUACCAUUAACAUAGAGGCCUCGCCUUUCUUCCAACUGCCUGCUUCUGUUCGAAAGCGGAUAUACGGAUACGUUCUUGGUGGAUUGCAGAUCCGGGUCUGUGAUACGAAGAACUGCAAGAGAUUGCAUAGAUGUCGUUCCAAGAAGCGGAAACUCAAUUGCCCUGCAUACAUUUGGAAACUAUGCUCUUGCCAUUUUCUCUCAACGAGUUCGAUGGAGACCAUUGGGACAUUCAUCUCGCUGUCUACUAUCACCUUACCGAUGCUCAGGUGAGCGCUAUCACGAAUAUACGCAUUUAUCUCGGGAAACUGGAUGUACAAUACAAGCAUAGCUUGAAGAACGAAUGUGCAAUUACUAAGCUUGGCAGUGAUUUGACCUCCACCCUACAAGCCUUAGGUCGACUUCGUG
This is a messenger RNA of Alternaria alternata, 728 nucleotides long. RefSeq lists its product as hypothetical. The transcript is spliced from 3 exons. The record is from RefSeq and is a predicted model, not a curated record. Bases 87 to 593 code for a protein of 168 amino acids. Lineage: Eukaryota; Fungi; Ascomycota; Dothideomycetes; Pleosporales; Pleosporaceae.